Messenger RNA from Dentiscutata erythropus, 151 nucleotides. The record is from the annotation of a GenBank genome assembly. Lineage: Eukaryota; Fungi; Glomeromycota; Glomeromycetes; Diversisporales; Gigasporaceae.
CUUAAAGAAAAAUUAUAUUCUGCUCUUAGAUUUAAAGCUGAAAUUAAUGAUCUUAGCGAGAAGUUACUAACUAAGUAUUUAGAGCAAGAGAAAGAGCUUCAGCACCUUCGAGCAAGAAAAAAGCGGAUAAGGCUUUACGAGAAGGCAGAUG